AACAACAAAAGUAGCUGAGCUGAGUUGAGCUCCGGACAUUAUCUGAUUCCUUGCAAAUCCUCGGCCACUACCCUCGACAGUCUCAUCUUUGCUCUCUUCCUUUAGCGAUGCAAGCGCAACAUAUACACAACCAACUGAUUCCACCACCCACUCCAUUUCUCUGCCAUUCUCAUCUUAACCUUUCGACAAAAACUCGAGCACUCGGGCCCGCGAAGCCGUUCACUGUCAAGAAGGAAUUUUUGGGUGCCCGAUUAUGUGGGGUUGCCUUGAGGACGAGCAGUAAUGACGGGAGGAGGGGGAGAGUCAUCAGGAGAGCGAGGGGGCAAGUGAAAGAGCAGCAGAAUCAGAAGGAGGCGGCCGCGGCGGUUGUGGUUAAGAGGGCCUACCCUUUUCAUGAAAUUGAGCCAAAGUGGCAGCGCUAUUGGCAGGACAACAAGACCUUCCGGACCCCUGAUGAAAUCGACCCCGCCAAGCCAAAGUUCUAUGUUCUUGACAUGUUCCCUUACCCCAGUGGAUCUGGGUUACAUGUCGGUCAUCCACUGGGUUACACUGCCACUGAUAUUCUCGCUCGAUUCAAGCGUAUGCAAGGCUACAAUGUCUUGCACCCUAUGGGAUGGGAUGCAUUCGGUUUGCCUGCAGAACAAUAUGCCAUUGAGACAGGAACUCACCCCAAAAUCACUACUUUGAGGAAUAUCAAUCGAUUUCGCUCUCAGCUUCAAUCACUAGGUUUUUCGUAUGAUUGGGAUCGUGAAAUUUCUACUAUUGAGCCUGAAUAUUACAAGUGGACCCAGUGGAUUUUUCUUCAGUUGUUCAAGAGAGGAUUGGCUUAUCAGGCUGAAGUACCUGUAAACUGGUGUCCUGCUCUUGGCACAGUACUUGCGAAUGAGGAAGUAAUAGACGGUGUUAGUGAGCGAGGAGGGCAUCCUGUUAUAAGAAAGCCAAUGCGGCAAUGGAUGCUCAAGAUAACUGAAUACGCCGAUCGUCUUCUCGAAGAUUUAGAUGACCUCGACUGGCCAGAAAGCAUUAAAGAAAUGCAGAGAAACUGGAUUGGGAGAUCAGAAGGAGCGGAGCUGAAUUUCUGCAUUCUUGAUAAUGAGGGCCUAGAGAAAGAUCUAAAGCUUACUGUAUAUACUACUAGGCCCGACACAAUCUUUGGAGCAACUUAUCUAGUUGUCGCCCCGGAGCAUCCCUUGUUGUCACUAUUUGUCUCUGAAUCUCAAAGGCAAUCUGUGGAGGAAUACAAGGACCUAGCUGUUAGAAAGAGUGACCUUGAGAGGACCGAACUUCAGAAGGAGAAGACGGGGGUGUUUAGCGGCAGUCAUGCAAGGAACCCUGCCACUGGCAAGGCAAUCCCUGUAUGGGUAGCUGAUUAUGUCUUGGGAAGUUAUGGAACCGGAGCAAUCAUGGCUGUACCAGCACAUGAUACACGUGAUCAUGAAUUCGCUUCGAAGUAUGACAUUCCCAUCCAUCUGGUCGUGAAUCCAAGUGAUGGAAAUAUAGAUGAUCUGAAGACGGCUUACGUUGGUGAGGGCAAAAUGGUCAAUUCAUCAAAUCCAGCAGCAGGGCUUGACAUCAGUGGCAUGCUUAGCAGUAAGGCUGCUGUGAGAGUCACCGAGUGGGCCGAGAAGUCUGGAAAUGGGAAGAAGAAGGUGAAUUACAAGCUCCGGGACUGGCUUUUUGCUAGGCAACGUUACUGGGGUGAACCAAUCCCCAUUGUUUUCUUGGACGAGACUGGUGAAAGUGUCCCCAUCCAUGAGAACGAACUGCCCCUUACUCUUCCUGAAUUGGAUGAUUUUACACCCACUGGGACGGGGGAACCACCCUUGUCAAAGGCAGAGUCCUGGGUUAGAACAACUGACCAAUCAUCAGGAAAACCCGCUAAAAGAGAAACGAGCACCAUGCCUCAGUGGGCAGGCUCUUGCUGGUAUUAUCUGAGAUUUAUGGACUCAAGAAAUCCCAAAGAGUUGGUCAAUAAGGACAAAGAAGCUUACUGGGGCCCAGUUGAUGUGUAUGUGGGUGGUGCAGAACACGCUGUCCUUCAUUUGUUGUAUGCUCGGUUCUGGCACAAGGUUCUUUACGAUAUUGGAGUUGUCUCAACGAAAGAACCUUUCAAGUGUGUUAUAAACCAGGGGAUCAUCCUUGGAGAAGUUCAAUACACAGCUUACAAAGACUCUGAUGGAAAUUAUGUAUCCGCUGACGCUAUAGAUACAUUGGGGGAGUACAGUCAAGAAAUAAUUCCUGAUGAUAAAGUUCUCAAAUCUGGGGAUUCUUUUGUGCUGAAAGAAAAUCCCGAUGUUCGUCUUGUGGGUCGGGCUUACAAAAUGAGUAAGAGCAGGGGCAAUGUCGUCAACCCUGAUGACGUAGUUUUGGAGUAUGGCGCAGAUUCUCUCCGCUUAUAUGAAAUGUUCAUGGGACCUUUCAGAGACUCAAAAACUUGGAGUACAAGUGGAAUUGAAGGCGUCCAUCGCUUCUUGGGGAGAACAUGGAGAUUGAUUGUUGGUUCACCUCUUCCUGACGGUUUGUCCAGAGCUGGAACAGUUGUGACAGAUGAAGAACCUUCUUUGGAACAACUCCGGGCGCUCCAUAGAUGCAUCUCUAAGGUGACAGAGGAGAUUGAAGGCACGCGGUUCAACACCGGAAUUUCAGCUAUGAUGGAGUUCAUAAAUGCAGCAUACAAGUGGGAAAAACAUCCAAAAUCCAUCAUAGAAGCUUUUGUUCUGUUGCUUGCACCCUAUGCUCCUCAUAUGGCCGAGGAGCUCUGGUGCCGCCUUGGACAUUCAGGAUCCUUAGCCUACGAGUUAUUCCCUGAGGCUAAUCCAGUCUAUUUAAAGGACUCGACAAUCACCUUGCCUGUCCAAAUUAAUGGGAGGACGAGGGGCACAAUCCAAGUGGAAGAAGGGUGUUCUGAGGAAGACGCCUUCAUACUAGCUUCUCAAGACGAGAAGCUGCUCAAAUAUCUUGAUGGGAAUCCCAUCAAGAAGAGAAUCUUUGUUCCCGGGAAGAUCUUAAACAUCAUCUUAGACCGUCAGAAGGCUAACAUUGGUAGCCGUUAGCUAUUGCAGCUCGCACGCACCUUCGGCUUCUUCUAUGGAUUAAAGACCCCUUUUCAGCCAGUCUUCAACCUUCCCUUAACUAUGCCGAGUCCUACAAGUGAUUCAUCUUUCUGGACAAUUAAGGAAGAAUUAUUCCAGGUUAACCUUGACAGAGCUGAUUCGAUAUGAUGAUCGGAUGAAAUGAGGCAUUUGAUCUGGAGUCGAGGGGAGUGAUCUGUGCAAGAACAUACCGGUAGGGUAAUGAGUUUUUGUUCGGUAGGGUAAUGAGGCAUCUAUCUAUAUAAUGUUAUAGGUAUUUAAUUUAGACUCCUAGGCAUUGUGCAAUGAGAGAUUUCCAUUUAUUUAAUGAGAGCAUGACACAGAAGCAUCUUGGGUGAAUUGUUGCUCCGUGGUUAAUUGUCGCUUUGAUUCUCCUUAUUGAAUGCCCCAUGUAAAAUUUUAUUAAAUUUAUUGAAAUUCAAAACAAUCUAAUUAAAAUUUCCACUA
This is a messenger RNA of Punica granatum (pomegranate), 3539 nucleotides long. The record is from RefSeq and is a predicted model, not a curated record. Lineage: Eukaryota; Viridiplantae; Streptophyta; Magnoliopsida; Myrtales; Lythraceae.